CUUGUCCUAAAAGUUAAUUCUUAGCUCAUCACAACAGGUUAUACACUGAAUAAAGAAUAUCAAUUUUUACAUGUGCUUUUUAUCUUCUUCUUUUUUUAAUUUGGGACAGUUUCAUCACGUAACUAUCAACUGCAUGCAUGUGUUAACUUGUAAGUAUAUAUAAAGCUUAUAGUUUCAUGUCUUAAAAUAGAUAGAAAUAAUAUGAAUUCGAAGUCUCAUACUCUUAGCGAUGAAAUUAACCCAUCAACAUUUGGUGAGAGAAUUACGGUUUUAAGUAUCGAUGGCGGAGGCAUUCGAGGAAUUAUUCCGGCGACCAUCUUGACUUUUCUCGAAUCCAAAUUACAGGAGCUUGAUGGAGAACAUGUAAGAAUUGCAGAUUACUUUGAUGUAAUAGCAGGAACUAGCACUGGAGGUUUAAUGUCAACCAUGUUAACUGCUCCUGAUGAACAUAAGCGUCCUCUUUACAAAGCCAAAGAUUUGGUUCCUUUCUAUCUUAAGCACUGCCCUAGAAUAUUUCCCCAAUCCUAUGAAAUAAUAAUGCAAAUGAAAUCUUUAAUCGGACCCAAGUACGACGGAAAGUAUCUAAGGAAGUUAAUUCGCAACAUACUCGGAAAUCGAAGACUUCAUGAGACCGUAACUCGUCUUGUUAUUCCUACAUUUGACAUCCAGUUACUCCAACCUGUAGUCUUCUCAACUUUUGAGGCAGAAAUUGAUGAUUCAAAAGAUGGAUUGUUAUCUGACAUUUGUAUCAGCACUUCUUCAGCUCCAACUUUCUUUCCAGCUUAUUAUUUUCAGAUCAAAGAUUCUGAAGGAAACUAUAGGGACUUCCACCUUGUUGAUGGGGGCAUAACUGCAAAUAACCCUGCGUUGCUGGCUAUGAAACCAACCGGAACAGUGUUUCCCGAUCCCGACACAUUGCCGGCGCAAGCUCUUCAUUAUGGAAAAUAUUUGGUGAUAUCUCUAGGCACAGGAACUUCAAAAUUGAAGAAAAAAUACAGUGCGAAAUCUGCUCAGAAAUGGGGAAUUUUAAGCUGGAUUUACAAAGAAAGACAAUCUCCAUUGGUUGAUGCUUUUACACAUGCUAUUGACGACAUGGUUGAACUUCACAUGUCCUUGAUUUUUAAGACCAACAAAUGUGAGCAUAACUACCUUCGUAUUCAGGAUGAUACAUUGAGUGGCGAUGCAUCGUCAAUGGAUAAAGCAACCCCAAAGAAUAUGGAUGAACUUGUAAAAGUGGGUGAAAGAAUUUUGCAGAAACCAGUUUCAAGGUUUAACAUAGACACUGGCAUUUUUGAUCCAGUUCAAGAUGAAGGCACCAAUGAAGAAGCCCUUGUUAGGUUUGCAAAAUUAUUAUCAGAAGAAAGGAAACUCCGCAGGCAGAAACUUUUUAGGAGUCAAAAAUCCAACAUCUAUAUUUAGAUGAUGGUAAUUAAGAAAAUAGAAAUAAAACAAAAUAAAGAGGAUUAUAUAUUCUUUCACAAUGAAAUUGUAUUGUAUUUUACAAUUACUGUAUUGUAUUUAUUAAGUGUGUAUUAUGUGCGAGUGUGACGUACCAAAGCCAAAGGUACAUAAUCUUGGAAAUAAAAAAACAUCGAAGAUGAUUUCCAUCUCCAUUAAUCUAAAAAUAAAUGUCUUAAAA
This is a messenger RNA of Mercurialis annua (annual mercury), 1639 nucleotides long. RefSeq names its product patatin-like protein 1. Gene Ontology annotation, biological process: lipid metabolic process. The record is from RefSeq and is a predicted model, not a curated record. The transcript is spliced from 7 exons. Gene Ontology annotation, molecular function: glycerophospholipase activity; monoacylglycerol lipase activity. The coding region runs from base 202 to 1419 and encodes 405 amino acids. Lineage: Eukaryota; Viridiplantae; Streptophyta; Magnoliopsida; Malpighiales; Euphorbiaceae.